ACUGGCUGUCACUAACGAGCGUGCUGAAUGGUUAGCACGUAAUGCUCGACUACUGGUCGGGUCUCAAUCUCUCGGGACACUCGCCACUAUAAGGCCGUCAAAUGCUACUGAAGUGCCCGGUGCACCAUUCGCACUUAUGGAGUAUUACGCUCCAUGUUAUCCGAAUGGCUCACUAGCUCUCAUCCUCGUUAAUAUCUCACAGAGUGCCACCAAUAUAUGGGCCUCACCGACACACGCCGCUACAUUCACAAUCCGGGCACCCUUGUCACUGUCGCCAGUAUCAAAGCCCCGUGUAGCACUCAUCGGUUCAGUCAGUGCUGUGGGACCAGACAACGAUCUCGACAGCCUGGAAGAAUGCUAUGUUGACAGACACCCAGAUGCCACCUCGUGGAUACCAGGGAAGUCACCAUUUCAAGACGUCCAAUGGGCUCGAUUUGAUCCUUCCAUCAUAUAUUAUGUUGGCGGGUUCGGAGGCGUUCACUAUAUUGGUUGGAUUCCGUUAGAUCUAUACCAACGGUCAGGAAACGAGGCUUUCACGCCGCAGAGGGAGAAUGGGGAUUCCUAUCCAUACCUUUUAUUGGAGCAAUGAUAGCUCGAGCCCGAGAAUGCAAUGGCACGACUGGCAUGAGCCAAGUGGUUCUCGUCUCCACAGCCACAAAUCAAUGACCCGAACCCGCAGCUCAAGAUUUUGAAGUUUCCCACACGUACAAACACUACUGUGAAAUUG
Messenger RNA from Cantharellus anzutake, 727 nucleotides. RefSeq names its product pyridoxamine 5'-phosphate oxidase-domain-containing protein. Lineage: Eukaryota; Fungi; Basidiomycota; Agaricomycetes; Cantharellales; Hydnaceae. The record is from RefSeq and is a predicted model, not a curated record. Bases 137 to 589 code for a protein of 150 amino acids. The transcript has 3 exons.